UUUUGCAAAUUUUGUAGAAUAUCCUUUAUAUAUGUGUAACGUUUCGGCCGAUAUUGUUAAUACGAGCCGAUAUCUCACAUGGAAUGGUGGCCUCAGUGUUAACAAUGCAUUUUUCUCUCGCAUUUCUUUUAACAGUGCUCACCGCUGCUCAGUGCAAAUUGAUUAAGCUGUCGUGUGACGAGAUCAGACAGCUGGUGGACGGGCACAAUGUGCGGCGGAUGAGGAUCGCUAACGGCACUCUCUCGGGGUAUCCCGGCGCUACUGACAUGAAGUUUAUGGUUUGGGACAAAGAACUAGCGCAUAAGGCGGGACUUUGGGCGGAAAGAAAUGUCUUCAUGCACAACCCUAAUCGCACUAUCAAUUCCAAGCGUUUCGAGACUGGCGAGAACAUAUACAUGUACCAGACGACGGCCCGCCGCGCCUCCUUCUCUAUGGAGAUGGCUCUAAAGUCCUGGUGGGACGAGUACAAAGACUGGAAGUAUGGGCCAAUGACGGAAGAGGACUUUGCUGAAGGAAGCGAGGAUAUCGGCCAUUUCACUCAGAUGGCGUGGGCAGAUAGCUCGUACCUCGGCUGUGGACUGUUUGUCUCUCGGACUCAGGAUAAGCGGAGUACUAAGUUCUUCAUAGUCUGCAACUAUGGACCUGGAGGCAACAUAAUCGGGUCAAGUCCGUACCGCGCGGGUGAACCCACAAAACGCCUGUACUGUGUCACCGGGAACUGCGGACGACCCUACGGACACCGUUGCUGAUGCGUAUGCGGCAUUCAUUACUUUAAAAAUGAAUAAAUGAAUUGAAUAAU
Messenger RNA from Plutella xylostella (diamondback moth), 799 nucleotides. Its product is annotated as scoloptoxin SSD976. Gene Ontology annotation, cellular component: extracellular region. The record is from RefSeq and is a predicted model, not a curated record. Lineage: Eukaryota; Metazoa; Arthropoda; Insecta; Lepidoptera; Plutellidae.